Molecule: messenger RNA, 1578 nt
Organism: Radiomyces spectabilis
Lineage: Eukaryota; Fungi; Mucoromycota; Mucoromycetes; Mucorales; Radiomycetaceae
Product: chitin deacetylase
Exons: 2
Coding region: 113-1432 (439 amino acids)
Biological process (GO): carbohydrate metabolic process
Cellular component (GO): membrane
Molecular function (GO): chitin deacetylase activity
Source: RefSeq, a predicted model, not a curated record
CCAGCAACUGGAAAUUCUGCGGAUUUACGAAAAUUUUUAGUUAUUCCUUUGUCCCUUUUUUUUCAGUCUCUUCUUUCUCGUUCGUUUUUUCCGUCCCUUUUUGAUUUUCUGAAUGCAAUUCAAAUCAAUUGCCUUGUCCAUUGCCGUGGCGCAAGCCAUCAACUUGGUGACCGCUGACGGAGGUCAGGAAUACUGGAAAUCGUUCAAUUCCAGUGUGGAUCCCCUGAACAUCAACGUGCCCGAGAUCUCGCAAACUUCGUCCAACGAUCCUACUCAGGAAUGUGUUCACUACAACCCGGAUCCUUCUCUGUUCCAGGUGAAUCAAGCAGAAUGGCCCACAGUGUGGAAAACCGCCACUUCCAACAACAUGAACACCAGCACUGAAUUCCAGAAUUUGUAUAAUUCCAUCGACUGGAACAGCGCUCCCAAGAUCGAGGUCCGUAAAUUGAAGCCCGAUGGUUCGGUGGACAUGACCGGUUACGAUGAAGCCAACGAUCCCGACUGCUGGUGGUCCUCUUCAGGUUGUACCGUGCCCAAAAUGAAGGAUGUCAAUCCCGAUAUCUACGAAUGUCCUGAACCGGAAACAUGGGGCUUGACCUAUGAUGAUGGUCCCAACUGUUCGCACAAUGCCUUUUACGACUACCUCGAACAGCAGAAAUUGCAUGCUACCAUGUUCUACAUUGGUUCCAACGUCAUUGAUUGGCCUUACGGUGCUAUGCGCGGUAUCAAGGAUGGUCAUCACAUCGCCGCUCAUACCUGGUCCCAUCAAUUGAUGACCACCCUCACCAACCAGGAAUUACUCGCCGAAUUUUAUUACACGCAAAAAGCCAUCAAACUAGCUACCGGUGUCACCCCUCGUUACUGGCGUCCGCCAUUUGGUGAUGUGGAUGAUCGUGUGCGAUGGAUUGCGACUCAGUUGAACCUUACGACGGUGUUGUGGAACCUUGAUACCAAUGAUUGGUCAGCCGGUGUGGAUGAACCUGUGCAAGAAGUGCAGCAAGCUUAUGAAGAUUAUAUUCAGAUGGGUAGCAAUGGUACGUUUGCCAACUCGGGCAACAUCGUUUUGACCCACGAAAUCAACAACGAAACCAUGUCGUUGGCCCUCAAGAAUUUGCCCGCUAUCCAGAAAGCGUACAAGAAUGUGAUCAACGUCGCCACUUGCCAAAAUAUCACCUAUCCUUACAUGGAAAGAACCAUCGCUUUCCGUCCUUUCGCUGACGCCAUUGCUCAAAAGAAUGAUUCCGGUAUUGCAGCCUCGGAUCUCGUCGGUUCCUCCACCAGUGGUCCCGUCACCGCCACCGCUUCUUCGUUGAGUUCUGCCGGUGCCAGUGGUUCUUCCUCCGACUCGAGCUCCUCCGAUGCCAUUAGUAUGACCAGCAACUCCAUCGUGGCUGCCGCUCUUAUGCUCGUCGCCGCCAUCUUUUCUUCGUAAGAAAAAAUAAUCCUGAAUAGAAAAUAAAAAAAAAAUGGUCUUAUGAAAGACCAACCAUUAUCAAAAGUUCCCCCUCUCCUUCCCCCUUUUUUUUUUCUGGAACAGAAAAUUUUGUAGUUAUCCUUUAUAUCAGUGUUCAAUAAAUC